Molecule: messenger RNA, 2271 nt
Organism: Pelmatolapia mariae (spotted tilapia)
Lineage: Eukaryota; Metazoa; Chordata; Actinopteri; Cichliformes; Cichlidae
Product: protein NLRC3-like
Biological process (GO): intracellular signal transduction
Source: RefSeq, a predicted model, not a curated record
AUGACUCUUCUCCAUGUCACAGCUCAGCACUCACAUCACUGCUCCAUCAUUAUUCACAGGAACCAACCUGGACCUCCACCCAGCUCUGUGUCCAAUGAAAGUAACUCAGUCAAAGAUGUCAUUAAGAAAUUUGAGCAAAGGCAGUCAGCUGAGAAAAGGAUCCAUCAGAGACUCAAACCUGGACCUCCACCCAGCUCUGUGUCCUUACACAGUGACGCGUCUAAAGAUGCUGGUGUUUUCUUUAAAUCAGGCGUGUGUCGUCCUGCAGAGAGUAUUCUGUUCCAGCUGCUGGAGGACAACAUCAUCACUUUUGUGAAGAACGAGCUAAAGAAGAUCCAGAAGGCUCUGAAUCCAAAUAAGCCCCAGUGCUUGGAGUUUCAGAGGGAGGAUGAUGAGCAGAGGAGCAGCAGAGAGGCAUUUGUGAAGAUCACAGUGAACUUCCUGAGGAGAAUGAAGCAGGAGGAGCUGGCUGACCGUCUGCAGAGCAAACUUCCUGCUGCAGUUUGUCAUCGUAACCUUAAAUCUGCUCUGAAGAAGAAGUUCCAGUGUGUGUUUGAGGGCAUCGCUAAAGCAGGAAACCCAACCCUUCUGAAUCAGAUCUACACAGAGCUCUACAUCACAGAGGGAGGGACUGCAGAGGUCAAUGAUGAACAUGAGGUCAGACAGAUUGAAACAGCAUCCAAGAAACCAGACAGACCAGAAACAACAAUCAGACAAGAAGACAUCUUUAAAGCCUCACCUGGAAGAGAUGAACCAAUCAGAACAGUGCUGACAAAGGGAGUGGCUGGCAUUGGGAAAACAGUCUUAACACAGAAAUACACCCUGGACUGGGCUGAAGACAAAGCCAACCAGGACAUCCAGUUCAUAUUUCCAUUCACUUUCAGAGAGCUGAAUGUGCUGAAAGAGGAAAAGUUCAGCUUGGUGGAACUUGUUCAUCACUUCUUUACUGAAACCAAAGAAGCAGGAAUCUGAAGCUUCCAGGUUGUGUUCAUCUUUGAUGGUCUGGAUGAGUGUCGACUUCCUCUGGACUUCCACAAAACUACAAUCCUGACUGACCCUAGAAAGUCCACCUCAGUGGAUGUGCUGCUGAUAAACCUCAUCAGGGGGAAACUGCUUCCCUCUGCUCGCCUCUGGAUAACCACACGACCUGCAGCAGCCAAUCAGAUCCCUCCUGACUGUGUUGGCAUGGUGACAGAGGUCAGAGGGUUCACUGACCCACAGAAGGAGGAGUACUUCAGGAAGAGAUUCAGAGAUGAGGAGCAGGCCAGCAGGAUCAUCUCCCACAUCACGACAUCACGAAGCCUCCACAUCAUGUGCCACAUCCCAGUCUUCUGCUGGAUCACUGCUACAGUUCUGGAGGAUGUGCUGGAAACCAGAGAGGACGGACAGCUGCCCAAGACCCUGACUGAGAUGUACAUCCACUUCCUGGUGGUUCAGGCCAAAGUGAAGAAGGUCAAGUAUGAUGGAGGAGCUGAGACAGAUCCACACUGGAGUCCAGAGAGCAGGAAGAUGAUUGAGUCUCUGGGAAAACUGGCUUUUGAUCAGCUGCAGAAAGGAAACCUGAUCUUCUAUGAAUCAGACCUGACAGAGUGUGGCAUCGAUAUCAGAGCAGCCUCAGUGUACUCAGGAGUGUUCACACAGAUCUUUAAAGAGGAGAGAGGACUGUACCAGGACAAGGUGUUCUGCUUCAUCCAUCUGAGUGUUCAGGAGUUUCUGGCUGCUCUUCAUGUCCAUCUGACCUUCAUCAACUCUGGACUCAAUCUGCUGGAAGAAACAACCUCCAAGCGGUCUAGUUCUUUUAGACCAAAAGAGUCUCUCCACCAGAGUGCUGUGAACAAGGCCUUACAGAGUCCAAAUGGACACCUGGACUUGUUCCUCCGCUUCCUCCUGGGUCUUUCACUGCAGACCAAUCAGAGUCUCCUACGAGGUCUGCUGACACAGACAGGAAAUGGCUCACAGACCAAUCAGAAAACAGUCCAGUACAUCAAGGAGAAGCUCAGUGAGAAUCUGUCUGCAGAGAAAAGCAUCAAUCUGUUCCACUGUCUGAAUGAACUGAAUGAUCGUUCUCUAGUGGAGGAGAUCCAACAGUCCCUGAGAUCAGGACGUCUCUCCACAGAUGAACUGUCUCCUGCUCAGUGGUCAGCUCUGGUCUUCAUCUUACUGUCAUCAGAAAAAGAUCUGGAUGUGUUUGACCUGAAGAAAUACUCUGCUUCAGAGGAGGCUCUUCUGAGGCUGCUGCCAGUGGUCAAAGCCUCCAACAAAGCUCUGUGA